This is a messenger RNA of Arabidopsis arenosa, 1634 nucleotides long. The record is from the annotation of a GenBank genome assembly. NCBI's taxonomy places the organism in Eukaryota, Viridiplantae, Streptophyta, Magnoliopsida, Brassicales, Brassicaceae.
AAAAGUUCUUUCUUUGGACACGGAUGGCUCAAGCCUUGGCUCAACCACCACCGGUGGUCACCACCGUCGUCCCAGACCCGCCACCGCCACCACCGCACCCAAAGCCGUAUGCUCUACGAUACAUGGCGGAUCUUCUUGGCCGGAUCGGUAUAAUGGAUACAGACAAAGAUGGUAACAUCAGCCCACAGAGUCCGAGGAGUCCUAGGAGCCCAAGAAACAACAUUCUCAUGGGGAAGUACGAGCUAGGGAAGCUUCUCGGCCACGGAACCUUUGCAAAGGUUUAUUUAGCUCAAAACAUCAAAUCAGGAGAUAAAGUCGCCAUAAAAGUCAUCGACAAGGAGAAGAUCAUGAAGAGUGGUUUAGUUGCUCACAUCAAACGGGAAAUCUCCAUCCUCCGCCGUGUCCGUCACCCUUACAUCGUUCAUCUUUUCGAGGUUAUGGCGACGAAGACGAAGAUUUACUUUGUGAUGGAGUACGUUCGAGGCGGUGAGUUGUUCAACACGGUUGCUAAAGGUAGAUUGCCGGAGGAAACCGCCCGGAGAUAUUUCCAGCAGCUGAUCUCCUCUGUUUCGUUCUGCCACGGACGCGGUGUUUACCACCGUGACCUCAAACCGGAGAAUCUGCUUUUAGACGACAAAGGGAACCUUAAAGUCUCUGACUUUGGUCUCAGUGCGGUGGCAGAGCAGCUUCGGCAGGACGGGCUCUGCCACACGUUUUGCGGGACUCCGGCCUAUAUUGCACCCGAGGUUUUGACUCGAAAAGGGUACGACGCAGCGAAAGCCGAUGUUUGGUCUUGUGGAGUGAUCUUAUUCGUGUUGAUGGCUGGUCACAUUCCGUUCUACGACAAGAACAUAAUGGUUAUGUACAAAAAGAUUUACAAGGGGGAAUUUAGGUGUCCUCGUUGGUUUUCAUCGGAUCUUGUUCGGUUAUUGACUCGGCUUCUUGAUACGAAUCCGGAUACUCGGAUUACUAUACCCGAGAUCAUGAAGAACAGAUGGUUCAAGAAAGGAUUCAAACAUGUUAAAUUCUACAUUGAAGACGAUAAGUUGUGUAGGGAAGAUGAAGAUGAGGAGGAAGAGGCAUCAUCAUCCGGUCGGUCUUCAACAGUUUCAGAGAGCGAUGCAGAGUUCGAUGUAAAACGAAUGGGGAUAGGGUCAAUGCCAAGACCCGCAAGCUUAAACGCGUUUGACAUUAUAUCUUUCUCUUCCGGGUUUGAUCUCUCUGGUUUGUUUGAUGAAGAAGGAGGAGAAGGGACUAGGUUUGUAUCAGGUGCUCCUGUUUCAAAGAUCAUAUCGAAGCUGGAAGAGAUUGCGAAAGUCGUGAGCUUUACAGUGAGGAAGAAAGAAUGGAGCUUAAGAUUAGAAGGUUGUAGAGAAGGAGCAAAAGGACCGUUGACAAUUGCGGCUGAGAUAUUUGAGCUGACUCCAUCUCUAGUAGUGGUGGAGGUGAAGAAGAAAGGAGGAGACAGAGAAGAGUAUGAAGAGUUUUGCAACAAGGAACUGAGACCGGAGCUGGAGAAACUAAUCCACGAAGAAGUUGUAGUAGAAGAAGCAUUGUAUUUGCCAUCUGAUACUGAAUAGUAUAAAACAAGGAAGGCUGAGAACAAGAAUAUACAAGAAACAAGAUUGUGUCAC